AUGUCGAUCUUUAAUCUACGAGAGCUUAGAACACUCUCACUUUCUUCAAACAACUUCAGUGGGUCCUUUCCGCUUAAUGAUAUUCAACAACUGAAAAAUCUCCAAGAACUUUAUCUUUCAUACAAUAGCUUGCUAAUUAAUCAUUACAGUUCCAAUUCCUCCUACUCCUUUCCUCAACUUCGCGCAUUGAAAUUAGCUGCUAGAAAGUUGAGAACCUUUCCUGAUUUCUUGAGAAAUCAAUCAAUAUUAGGCCUUUUGGACCUAUCCCUAAACCAGAUCCAUGAAAUACCCAACUGGAUUUGGAGGCUUAGUGGUCUUUAUAUACUAAAUCUUUCUUGCAACUCUCUGGUAAAUCUACCAGGUCCUUUCCUCAAUCUUACUUCUCAAUUGUUUAUGCUUGACCUUCAUUCCAACCAGCUUCAGGGACAAAUUCCAAUGCUUCCACCAUCUGCCGGUUAUCUGGAUUACUCAAGAAAUAAUUUCAGCUCAAGCAUACCGGCAGACAUUGGUGAUUUCCUUAUGCAGACAGCGUUCUUCUCUCUUGCAAGUAAUCACAUCCACGGGAUCAUUCCAGAAUCAGUAUGCAAGGCGACAUUAUUUCUUGAAGUUCUUGAUCUGUCCAAUAAUUCCUUAAGUGGCAUGAUUCCCCAGUGCUUGACUGCAAUAAACGGGCCUCUUGCAGUACUUGAUUUAAGGAGAAACAAACUUUCUGGCACUCUUCCUGAUAAUUUUCCUGAGAACUGUAGUCUACAAACUCUAGACCUCAAUGGCAAUGUGAUUGGUGGUCAGUUCCCAAAAUCUCUAGCCAACUGCAGAAUGUUAGAGGUGUUAAACCUGGGAAACAAUCAGAUAACAGAUGUCUUUCCAUGCUUAUUGAAGAACAUAUCCAGCUUGCGUGUACUUGUCUUGCGUUUCAACAAAUUUUAUGAUAGCAUUGAAUGCCUUAAGACUAAAAGUGCCUGGCCAAAGCUUCAAAUUGUUGACAUAGCUCGCAACAAUUUUACUGGCGAAAUACCAGGAAGUUUUUUGAAAACGUGGCAAGCAAUGAUGGCUGACAAAGAUGGUGCCGUGUCAAAGCAAUUUCAAGUUGUAGACCUCGGCCAGGUGUACUAUCAGGAUACUGUAACAGUUACCACCAAAGGUCUAGAGAUGGAAUUUAUAAAGAUCUUAACAGUCCUCACCUUAAUUGACAUGUCCUGCAACAAUUUUAAUGGAUCAAUACCUGAGGAAGUGGGAAAGCUCAAAUCACUUUAUGGCCUAAACUUGUCCAGUAAUGCUCUCACAUGCGCAAUCCCAUCAUCACUAGGUAAUCUACGACAGCUUGAGUCCUUAGACCUUUCGGACAACAAAUUGAGCGGAACAAUUCCAUCAGAAUUUUCCAAACUUAAUUUCCUCUCAUUCCUAAAUCUGUCGAGUAAUCAACUUGUCGGGAAGAUUCCAACCGGCACUCAGAUUCAGUCUUUUUCACCAGAUUCUUUCACAUGCAAUAAAGGAUUAUAUGGGCCACCGUUAGAUGACGGAUCACCAAGGUUGCCACCAACAUUAGAAGGCAAACAUUCUAAUUCUGCGCACAGAAUUGAUUGGGAUCUUAUCAGUGUUGAAGUUGGAUUUAUUGUUGGCUUUGGAGUUGCGGUCGGGUCACUUGUGUUGUGCAAGAGAUGGAGUAAAUGGUAUUACAAAACAAUGUAUAAAAUCCUUGUUAAGAUAUUCCCUCAGCUUGAAGAGAGAAUUGGUCCUCACUGA
Molecule: messenger RNA, 1743 nt
Organism: Malus domestica (apple)
Lineage: Eukaryota; Viridiplantae; Streptophyta; Magnoliopsida; Rosales; Rosaceae
Product: receptor-like protein 7
Molecular function (GO): protein binding
Source: RefSeq, a predicted model, not a curated record